Messenger RNA from Plasmodium malariae, 339 nucleotides. Its product is annotated as conserved Plasmodium protein, unknown function. The transcript has a single exon. NCBI's taxonomy places the organism in Eukaryota, Apicomplexa, Aconoidasida, Haemosporida, Plasmodiidae. The record is from RefSeq and is a predicted model, not a curated record. Bases 1 to 339 code for a protein of 112 amino acids.
AUGGUUUUAAAGGAUAAAAGGAAAAAAAAAAAAUCGUCAAAAUAUACGAAAAAAAAGAAGGCAACUAACUUCACGGAAAGAGAAAAUAAAGUAAAAAGUAUGUACAGCAAUGAAAAAGAAUAUUACGAUGAAAGCGGUUUACUAAAUUAUGAUAGUAAUGAUGAUGUUUUAAUUAAGAAUGAAGAAUUAUGUUCAUAUAUGCUACAGUCAGGUGAUGAAUUAGACAAAAAAAGUGAAAAGGAAAAAAUGAAUUACUCAAAUAUAAAUAAAGGAGAAGAACAGCACAUUGAUUUUUUAUUAACAUCGAUAGCUUUUAAUAUUCCGUUGGGUAUGAUUUAA